Molecule: messenger RNA, 924 nt
Organism: Aureobasidium musti
Lineage: Eukaryota; Fungi; Ascomycota; Dothideomycetes; Dothideales; Saccotheciaceae
Source: the annotation of a GenBank genome assembly
AUGCCUUCCCAAACCGUCAAGACCGCUGCGAAACACCAGCGCUACCUCGAUACUUUUGAAGCCGACCGUAAUCCUCUGGCCGUCAACCGUCUCUGCACGUCUGGCGCCUUAGAAUGUACGGUCGAGGGCCUUGGUCGCAAGACAUUGCGAAUCGGUCUCCUACGACCCCAUGGACCCGUCGACUCGGUCCCCACCAAGCAGGACAUCGUUCCUGAGACUCUUCUCAAGAAGAGAAAGUCCCAGGAGAAGGAGCGCGAGGCCCGCACCGCUGACCUUCAGAAGAAGCGCGCUGCCAACAAGGAGAAGCGCCAGGUCAUCUUCAAGCGCGCCGAGUCCUACAUCAAGGAGUACCGCGAUGCUGAGCGCGAGAAGAUCCGCCUCCAGCGUGUCGCCAAGCAGGAGGGUUCUUUCUACGUCCCCGCCCAGGCCAAGCUUGCCUUCGUUGUCCGCAUCAAGGGUAUCAACAAGAUUGACCCCAAGAAGCGCAAGACCCUCCAGCUCCUCCGUCUUCUCCAGAUCAACAACGGUGUCUUCGUCCGUCUGACCAAGGCCACCAUUGAGAUGCUCAAGAUCGUCGAGCCCUUCGUUGCCUGGGGUUACCCCAACCUCAAGACUGUCCGUGAGCUCGUCUACAAGCGUGGUUACGGUAAGGUCAACAAGCAGCGCAUUGCUCUUUCCGACAACGCCAUCGUCGAGGAGAACCUCGGCCAGUACGGCAUUGUCUGCAUGGAGGACCUGAUCCACGAGAUCUUCACCGUUGGCCCCAACUUCAAGCAGGCCUCCAACUUCCUCUGGCCCUUCAAGCUCUCCAACCCUCUCGGUGGUUUCCACAAGAGAAAAUUCAACCACUUCGCAGNNAUCGAGGGUGGUGACCUUGGCAACCGCGAGGAGCAGAUCUCUGCCCUCGUUGCCCGCAUGAACUAA